AUGAGUGACAAUGGGGGAGUAAUUAAAAGAGAAGAAAUACAGAAGAUUCAAACUAAUAUUAGGAACAACUCUAUUGCCCUGAAACCAGAAAAUUUGGAAGAAGAUUUCGUCGUAUCAUCAUAUAAACCCGAGAUACUGCCAACAAAUGUGCUUUUACCAAAGACAACCACCGAUAUAGUGACCAGCAACGUACUUAGUAAUGACAUAACUUUGCCUAUAUCCAAAAAAAUUGAAGAAAUAGAUGACAACAUUAACAGUACCGACAACAAUGACAAUUUGAUUCAUGCAAUAUAUGAGGACAAAGAUAAAUAUAAUGCUAAUAGAAAAACUAAGGAACUAAAUCUAAAUAAUGCUGAGAUUAAUCUUAUAAAAGAACCAGUUGGUGCACACUCAGAUAAGAGCAACUAUUUGCAUGAGAACAUGAGAGUGGUAGCCACCGAUCAAUCAUCCAAUAACAUUGAUACUGAUUUGACAUUAAAUGUUAAUCUGCAAGAUCAAAACUUCAGCGCAAUUAAUAGAGCCGGUAAAUUGGAUGAUGAUACUUCCCUGACUAUUAAUAAUAUCAACUCAAAUUCUAACUCGAAGCAAAGCUUUUUACAUCAAGAAUAUAAACCAUCGAAGUCAUUAACCUUCACUUUAAAUAAUGAAGCAAACAUGAAAAGAUCUAGUAUAUAUGAGUCUAAAUCAAAAGUUAAAGCGAUACCCAUACGAAAUUCAAAUACAAAUAAAUUCAUGGAAAACUUAAAUGAUGAUAAUAUGUCAGUAAAUAGUACAGAUUCUUCAUUAAAUGCAUCGUUGUCAAAAAGUUUCCUUUUUGGAUUUUAUAAUACAUAUAAAAGAGAUCCAAAGAAGACACAAGAGAGAAUAUUAUUAAAGGAAUAUUGGAUGAAAGAUGAAAAUGCCAGAGAAUGUUUUAUAUGUGGUAAAUCAUUCAAUACUUUUAGGAGGAAACACCAUUGUAGAAUGUGUGGUCAGAUAUUUUGCAGAAACUGUAUAGCACCUGUACAAGGUGAAAAAAUUGGUUAUGAUGGUAACAUUAAAGUAUGUUUAAGUUGUAACAGACAUAUUGAUGCAUAUGAAGACUCUAGCGAAGGUGAACAAGAAGAAGACACAACUGAUUUGAAUAUGGAUGGGAUGGCAUCAAGUUAUGAAAAUACCCCUGAAGCUUCUUAUGAUGUGAUAAAAAAUGGAAAUGAUCCAACAGCAUAUAAUGCUGAUCAUGACGACAUUCAAAGUAUUUUAACUAAUGGAGAAGAUUCUAAAUUGUUUUUAUCGACUCCUACUCCGCCUCCAAAAAUGACUAUUCCUGCUACAAGGCAAGGUGAGUCGUUAGAAAUAUUUUCGGAUACAGGUUAUCCUAACAGUUACAAUAAGCAUUCAAACAAUAUGAACGAUAAUCGAUUGUCAUAUAAUAAUGGGGUUAGUAGCCAGAAAGAUAGGUACACCAUUAGAGAUGUUGAUAUUUUACCAGAUCAGUAUGACAAACUUUCGUCUCAUCUGAAUAAAAUCAAAAGAAAAAACACUACGAGUUCCUUAAAAAGUUCUUUCCUGAACUAUGUUAGCGGAGGGAAGUCUCCUCAAGAUAAAAUAUCAUAUCAAAGCAGUAAGGCUUCUGAUAUAUUCAAACAGGCAGGAAAAAAGCAAUACCAAUUUGAAUUUAAUUACGGGCUUGAUCCUGAAGUUAACAAAUUGAAUGCAUCCAGAAAUAGUUUACAUGAGAAGAGUUCUAUGAAAUCAAGCCAAAAUAGAAAUUUUGAUAUUUCAAAAAGUGGAUCAUCUUCAGAAGACGAAGGAUCCAUGUCUAUCUAUUCAACUUUAAUAGAUCCAAAACAUACACAUAAUCCUAUUAGAUCCGUCAGAAGCUCUACAAAGUCAUCACAGAGAGCUGCUGCUUCUUUGAGAAGAAUACAAUUUAGAAGAAAAAGCAAAACAAAACGUUCAACUUCAACUAGUGUAAAUUCAGCAUAUAAAGGUCUGAAUCUGAUCGCUCACAGUACACCCAACUUAAUUUCAGUAAUUGACGAUGAUGAGUGUGCUUAUGCUAAUGGGGAGUACAAUAUGCUUUCUUCUAGCGGUGUUUCAAAUGCAAAUAAUUUCCAAAUGAAAUCAAAAAAUUCAACGAAUUCAUAUGCAAUGAGGCGUUCAGUCUCAAGUUUUAAUGAUAGAAAAUUAAAGAGAAAUAAAGUUGAACUAAAUGAAGUAUCGAAUCUUCAUUUAGAAGCUUUAUUAAAACAAGUUAUGCUGGACCAAGAAUUGACAAAAGAUACCAAAUGGUCAAACAUUAUGGAAAUUUUCUUAAAACAAUUGCAAGUGGUUGAAAUAAAUGGAAAAGAGGCAAACUCAUUAGAUUAUCGACAAAAUUAUAUAAAAAUCAAAAGAAUUCCUGGUGAUAUAGUAGAAAGUUCAGAGUAUAUCAAUGGUAUAGUGUUUGGCAAAUCUCUAUCAUCAAAGCGAAUGCCAAGAUAUUUUUCUAAUCCUAGAAUACUUUUAAUAAUGUUUCCACUUGAGUAUACAAAGAAUGAGAAUCACUUUCUAAGCUUGGAAACAGUGUUAGCUCAGGAACGUGAAUAUCUUAAUAAACUGAUAUCUAGAAUAUCAUCUUUUAAUGCAGAUAUAAUCUUUGUCGGUGCCAACGCCAGUGGAUAUGCUCUUGAUCUUUUAGAUAAAUCUGGUGUAAUUGUUCAAUAUAACCUAAAACCACAAGUUAUAGAAAGAAUAGCUAAAUUAACAGAGGCGGAUAUUGCUGUGUCUAUAGAUAAACUGUCAACAAAUAUAAAAAUGGGAGAAUGUGAAUCUUUUGAAGUUAAAACUUUCAUUUAUGGAAACAUAAGUAAGUCAUAUACGUUUUUACGUGGUUGUAAUCCAGCUUUGGGUGGUACAAUUUUACUGAGGGGUGGUGAUGAAGAAAUAUUAAGCAAAUUGAAGCAGGUGACUGAGUUUAUGGUUUAUAUAUAUUUUGCAUUAAAAUUAGAGAAUUGUCUUUUUAAAGAUAAUUUCAUUCAACCAUCUUUGGAAUUUUAUAAUACUACAAGAAAACAAAAUUUGGAAAAUGAUGAGAAGGGCUAUUUUUCUGAGUUUCUAAAUGAGUACAAUAGAAGAAUACUUAGUGUUUCUCCUACUGUAAAAUUCCCUUUGCCUUUUCUGUUAAGACGUGGGAGAGAAUUGGAAAAAGCUCUAACUUGUAAAAAACAAGAAUUAUUAAAAUUAUCCGGAGAAAUGAACGUAGAUGAUAUAAAGGGUAUUUUACCUAGUGAUAUUGAAUCGAAAUUAACUAACUCAGAUUUACGUUAUUUGUCCAAAUUCGUUCAUGAGAAAGAAAUAGAAAAUUUAGAGCUGGAAUUUCAAAGGAGAAGUCGUCAAUGGGAAUUAUCAUAUUCCCAAUCUCACAAUAUUAUGAGCACUGGUACACAUCAAUCCAUCACAGUUCUCUACUCGAUGGUCUCUACGAAAUUAUCAACUCCUUGCAUAGGCCCUCAAAUUUUGAAUAUAGACUAUUUCUGGGAUAAUGAUAUAUCGCUUGGUCAAUAUAUAGAAAAUAUUGUUGCUACUUCAUCAUAUCAUUGUCAACAAGGUUGUAAUGGUUUACUUCUUGAUCAUUACAGGAGUUAUGUGCAUGGUUCAGGGAAGGUUGACGUUUUAAUUGAAAAGCUUCAAUCCAAGUUACCAAGGCUAAAUGAUAUAAUACUGACUUGGAGUUAUUGUAAAAAGUGUGGUACUUCGACUCCUAUUAUCCAGAUGGCUCAACAUACUUGGAGUUAUUCAUUUGGUAAAUUUUUAGAAGUUAUGUUCUGGAGUGACAAAGAAGCUGUCAAACAAGUUAGCAAAUGUCCUCAUGAUUUUACAAAAGAUCAUGUGAAAUAUUAUGGAUACAAUGAUCUAGUAGUAAGAAUGGAAUAUUCAGAUUUAGAAGUUUUUGAACUUGUCACGCCUCCAAGAAAAAUAAUAUGGAAAUCUGAUAAAGAUAUUAAAUUAAAAAUUGAACUAUUUUAUAAUAUCUUAGAUAAGAUCAACUUAUUUUAUGGAAGCAUUAGAAAUAGAUUAUUAAAUAUCAAAUUGGAUAUUAUACCCAAGGAAUUAUAUGUGAGAGCUGCUUCCAUUUUAAAAGAUUUCCAAAAAUUAGUUGAUACAGAAGAAGCCUAUAUUCUUGAUUUAAUUGAAAAUUUAUACAAAAAUGUUCCUGGCGACGUCCACUUACCUUUAAAUCAAGCAAUUCAGAUUCUUUCAGAAAAAUCAGAGAAUUGGCAACUGUUAUUUGAUAAUUUUGCAGUGGAAUAUAUGCCAUCUGAAAAUGAUAUUUCUCAGAUCACUACGAAUCAAUUGAAGAAAUUUUUUAGUCCAAAUUAUGAGGAAUUACCAGAUAACCUAAAUGAAAAAGCUAAUGAACAUGAGGUGAUUAACGAUAAUGCAAGCUUAGAGAAUAGCCUUAAAUCUAUAACAGAUAGUCAUCACUCUAAAAAUCAUAAUACAGUUCCAGAAAGUGAAAUUAAAGAUGACAACAGACCUAAUGUUGCACAAGAACCCGAUCUUGUAAAUCCAAGAUAUGAUAACGAAAUAAUAGGUAUAGAAGGUCGCAAUUUCAACAAUAAUUUUACUAAAAAUACCUUAGGAACUAAAGCAGGUGCUUCUGUAAAUAUUUCUAUGCCUAAUUUAUUUGAUAAAGUUAGUUUAUCAAGAAAAUCAUUUAGUGAUGUAGAAAAACCAGAUUUAAGAAGGUUAAGCUUAAUGACAAAUGAAGAUAUUACAAAGUAUUAUGAACAAAAUCGUCAUGUAAAUACUAAAGUUGGGAAAUUAGCCAAUUUUUUUGAUAAAAUGCAUAUUGACUCGCUAUCAAAAGAAUUCGAGUUACAAAGAGAACUGGAAAGGUUAUCGAUCAAUAAAGCGAAGUAUCAGUCAUAUAGACUAACAAACCAUACUCCUAUAGUAGACAUCUACAAAGAUGUCAAAGAUGCCGUCGAAGAACCUCUUCAUGAUAAACCGUUAUCUAUGAAUGACAAUGCCACUAGUAAGACUAUUUUCAAUAAUACAUAUCAAAAUAAUUUAAAUACAAAUUUGGAGCAUGAAUUAGAAAAUUCUAUUCAUAUAUGGGGUGAAAAAAUGAGAAAAAUGAAUGAUAACACCGAUAACCAAGAUGACAAUAAACAUAGUAAGCGAGAGUGCGAACCUAAUGAUAAAAAUCAUGCUAAUGAAAACGCUGUUAAUGACAGAAAUUCAGAAGAUUUGUCCUCUGAAAAAAGAAAUGAUAAUGAGUCUACUAUUCAAGAGAAGUUACAUACAUUGGACAAAAGUUUGCAAGAAGUUUUUGACACUAAGGUUACUGAUAAUCCGAAUGCUCAAGGUUCGACAUUAAGAGAAAGAUCAUCUCUGUUGAAAGCAUUAUCUAACUUUUGGGCAGAUCAUUCAGCAUCAUCUUGGAAGCCAUUUCAGUAUCCAACGACUCCAACCGAACACGUUUUUUCUGAUAGCAAUGUCAUAAUUCGAGAAGAUGAACCUAGCUCUUUGAUUGCUUUUUGCUUAAGCAUUGAAGAUUAUAAACAAAAAAUGUUGCACUUACAGAAAUCAGAAGCAGAAAGACAUGAUACAGUAACCCAAGCAGAUAUUGACCAUGCCGACACUACUAGCAACAAUGAAACUCUAAUGAAGGGUGGAAAUACAGAGUCUACUUCUAUGGAGCCUCAUGAGUUUAACCAACAUGAUUCUAUAGAAAAUAUGUCGCAUAUGAAUAUUAAUGACUCAGGGGAAGCAUUACUGGAAAAUAAUGAGGCAUUGGAAAAUAUUAUGUUAAAAAAGAAAGCCGUGCAUCUAAGAUACCAGUUUCAAGAUCAAGACUCAGUGAUGUCUUGUAAAAUUUUUUUUGCUGAGCAUUUUGAAGCCUUUCGAGAGACUUGUUGUGACCGUGACAAAUUUAUUCAAAGUUUAUCAAGAUGUAUCAAAUGGAAUUCGAAUGGAGGUAAAAGUGGAAGUGGAUUUUUAAAGACUUUAGAUGACAGAUUUGUUAUAAAAGAAUUAUCCCAUAGUGAAUUAGAUGCAUUCAUUAAGUUUGCACCAAAUUACUUUGAAUAUAUGUCACAGGCUAUGUUUCAUGAUUUGCCAACCUCCUUAGCAAAAAUAUUUGGAUUUUUCCAAAUCCAAGUUAAGAAUUCAUCUACUUCUAAAAAUUACAAAAUGGAUUUAAUUAUUAUGGAAAAUCUAUUUUAUGAAAGAAAAUCAACGAGAAUCUUUGAUUUAAAGGGAUCUAUGAGAAAUAGACAUGUCGAACAAACAGGCAAAGAAAACGAAGUCCUGUUAGAUGAAAAUAUGAUAGAGUACAUUUACGAAUCCCCAAUACACGUUGGUGAAUACGAUAAAAAAUUAUUAAGAGCCUCUCUUUGGAAUGAUACCUUAUUCUUAGCGAAAAUGAACGUGAUGGAUUAUUCUUUAGUAAUUGGCAUCGAUAAUGAAACACAUACAAUUACAGCGGGUAUUAUAGAUUUCAUAAGGACAUUUACUUGGGAUAAGAAAUUAGAAAGCUGGGUUAAAGAGAAAGGGUUUGUCGGUGGAGGAGCUAGUAGUACAAAGAUGCCAACUGUAGUGACACCUCGCCAGUAUAAAAAUAGAUUUAGAGAAGCAAUGGAAUGUUAUAUACUUAUGGUUCCGGAUCCUUGGUUUCAAGAUUCUAUUUAA
Tetrapisispora phaffii CBS 4417 is the source of this 6660-nucleotide messenger RNA. It is a transcript of the gene FAB1, whose product is annotated as 1-phosphatidylinositol-3-phosphate 5-kinase. Bases 1 to 6660 code for a protein of 2219 amino acids. Gene Ontology annotation, biological process: phosphatidylinositol phosphate biosynthetic process. Gene Ontology annotation, cellular component: fungal-type vacuole membrane; endosome membrane. The record is from RefSeq and is a predicted model, not a curated record. Gene Ontology annotation, molecular function: metal ion binding; ATP binding; 1-phosphatidylinositol-3-phosphate 5-kinase activity. The transcript has a single exon. NCBI's taxonomy places the organism in Eukaryota, Fungi, Ascomycota, Saccharomycetes, Saccharomycetales, Saccharomycetaceae.